Schistocerca americana (American grasshopper) is the source of this 1091-nucleotide messenger RNA. RefSeq names its product ribonuclease P protein subunit p30 (gene Rpp30). Gene Ontology annotation, molecular function: RNA binding. Gene Ontology annotation, cellular component: nucleolar ribonuclease P complex. The transcript has 8 exons. Lineage: Eukaryota; Metazoa; Arthropoda; Insecta; Orthoptera; Acrididae. The coding region runs from base 97 to 981 and encodes 294 amino acids. The record is from RefSeq and is a predicted model, not a curated record. Gene Ontology annotation, biological process: tRNA processing.
UGGCAACACCGUUUGGGAGCGAUAUUCUGUUUGUAUACAGUCACCAUGUGUCACAUGUGCUUGGUGAAUAUACAGCCGUGAAUAAAGAAGACAAAAAUGAACAACUACAAAGCAUUCUAUGAUUUAAAUAUCGCCAUAAACGAACAAGAGGUGACAAGAUUACGUGACAUCUGCGAUACACUUGUGACUUAUGGCUACAAGACUGUAGCUCUCAAUUAUGAAAUCGAAGAUCUAGGCAGUGACACAAAGAAGAAGAAAAAGAAGAAAGGAGAAAUACGUGAAGUUACCGAUAUUGUACCAGAGCCGCUAGAAAUAAGUGCACUUGUUAAGGAAUUUGGUGACAAAUUGACCUUAGUACACAGGCUGACAUUUCCAUUUUCUGAUCAGCAACAAUUUCACAUGCUGAAUCAGUCGAAAAACCUGAAGAAGUAUAAGAUCCUAGCAGCUGUGCCAAAAACACAAUCAGCAUUUCAGAGUGCCUGCAGUAAUCUGGAUAUUGAUAUUAUAUCUCUAGAUUGUGAAAGCCGAACUUCUAUACGAAUUAACCGGAAAAUGUAUAACCUAGCAGUGGAAAGAGGAACUUUCUUUGAAAUAAUGUAUGCACCUGCUAUUCUUGAUUCAACAGCCAGAAGAAACACUAUAUAUGUGGCACAUAUGUACCACACAUUUGGGAAGUCUAAGAAUGUCAUAAUUUCAAGUGGCGCACGAGAAUCAAAAUAUAUUAGAGGGCCAUAUGAUAUAGUGAACUUAGGGCUAAUUUUUGGACUGAGUGAGGAACAGACAAAGAAAGCAGUUAGCUCUACAUGCAGAGCCUUACUUACACAUGCAGAUGGCCGACGUUGUGGCAAGAUCAUUGCGUGUAUACAAAGUGAUACAUCACCAGGAAGAAGUAAUGAAGUGUCAAUAACAAACAUCUGUGACCAGGAAGUGAACAUGGAUGAAGAAGAUUUGGGACCCACACAAAAGAAAAUGAAACAGUGAUAUACGUCUUUUUAAUUGUACUGUUGUAAACAACUUUGACUGUUAUCAGCAUAAAUUAUUGUUAUUAUUUGUGUGAUUUUUUAAUAAAAUUCUUCAUAUUUCCAUCCUAA